This is a messenger RNA of Papilio xuthus (Asian swallowtail), 1102 nucleotides long. It is a transcript of the gene TfIIFbeta, whose product is annotated as transcription factor TFIIFbeta. The record is from RefSeq and is a predicted model, not a curated record. The transcript is spliced from 4 exons. Gene Ontology annotation, cellular component: transcription factor TFIIF complex. Gene Ontology annotation, biological process: transcription by RNA polymerase II; transcription initiation at RNA polymerase II promoter. Lineage: Eukaryota; Metazoa; Arthropoda; Insecta; Lepidoptera; Papilionidae. The coding region runs from base 93 to 908 and encodes 271 amino acids.
CGGUAUUGUAGUGCCUGCUAACCGAAACAAACUUUUUUGUUUCGUUGCAAAGUUAAAGAAUUUUAAUAGCUAUAAUAUAAUAUCACGUUAAAAUGACAACUCCAAAUGCUCAUCCUCACAUUGAUCGGGAGCUGGAUUUAUCAAACUCUGGAAGAGGAGUCUGGCUUGUUAAAGUUCCUAAAUACAUAGCCAAUAAAUGGGAGAAAGCUCCUGGUAAUAUUGAUGUUGGAAAACUUAAAAUUUCGCGUGCACCGGGACAAAAAACACAAGUACAACUUUAUCUUUCGGAAGGAGUACUUUGUCUUAAAGAGCCUGGUGAACAAAACAUUCCCAAAGUUCAUCGUCUUGACGUGUACAAUGUUACUCAUCAAUCAUUAGGUGUUUUCUCACAUGUUGUUCCUGCUACUACAGAUGCUGUGGUUCCUGAAUCUGAAAAACUUUAUAUGGAAGGUAGAAUAGUUCAAAAGUUGGAAUGUAGGCCAUAUGCUGACAAUACAUAUUACAAGCUGAAGUCAGAAUCAAUACGGAAAGCAUCCAUGCCACAACGGCAAGUCCAGCAACUGGACAGAAUUGUGCAGAACUUUAAGCCAGUUUCUGAUCACAAACAUAAUAUUGAUUUUCUGGAGAAAAAGAAAGCGGAGGGUAAGAAAGCUCGUGAUGACAAGGAUGUUGUCCUCAAUAUGCUGUUUGCAGCUUUUGAAAAACAUCAGUAUUAUAAUAUUAAGGAUUUGCAAAAGAUAACCAAACAACCAAUAGUGUACUUAAAGGAUAUUCUGAAAGAGGUAUGCAAUUAUAAUUUAAAGAAUCCACAUAAAAAUAUGUGGGAACUGAAACCAGAAUACAGGCAUUAUAAGCAAGAAGUGCCGGUUGAACCAAAACCAGACAAAAACAGCUCAGAUAGUGACUAGCGAAAACUUUAUAAUAAAGUCUUAAUGUUUGUGUCCAUUAAUUGUUUGUCUCUGUCUUUUUAAUGAAAACAAAAGGGAUGCCAAUAUGUUUGUAUAGUUUCCGAGACAAGCAAUGGAAUUUUGUGUUGUAAGAUUUCUUUAUGUUGAAAGUGUAAUAAUUUUUUUAUAUAAUAAAGUGACAACAUCAUUUGUUA